Molecule: messenger RNA, 399 nt
Organism: Didymodactylos carnosus
Lineage: Eukaryota; Metazoa; Rotifera; Eurotatoria; Philodinida; Philodinidae
Source: the annotation of a GenBank genome assembly
AUGUUGGCAGGUGUGUGUGGAAUUGGCGCAGCAGUCGCUCUCAUCGCGACUGGCGUCGGCGCAGCAGCGGGUUUUGGUGUGGCGGUUAAGACAGUAGCCGUUGUUGGCGCAACAACUGCUGUCGUCGGCGGUGCUGGAGCCGCAAUUGCACAUGCGAGCGAGAAAGUCACUGACUUUGGCAAAGUGAUGGAGAACUUGAAAGAGAUGCGAAAGUGUUUGGUGGCAAUCGAACAACAGCAGGCUGUUGUCAAGGGCAAACAUGGAUGGUUAAGCGCUGCCGGCGAGCGUGAUCCUGAACAAGAAAAAAGGAUCGUCAGCGACAUGAAGGCGGAAUUCACCGAUGCUCUGAAUAAGACACAAGUUGAAGUGGACAAAGGCUUUAACAUCAUCAAGUUCUAA